Molecule: messenger RNA, 549 nt
Organism: Danaus chrysippus (African queen)
Lineage: Eukaryota; Metazoa; Arthropoda; Insecta; Lepidoptera; Nymphalidae
Source: the annotation of a GenBank genome assembly
AUGUGGAAAAACCGCGCUAAAAUUAUGCAGUGUUUUGAAUCAAAAUCCCUGAAAAUAAAGAAAAAUCGUAAUCCAACUCAUCAAGAUAUUGAAAAUGUACUUCUAGUGUGGUUUAAAGCACAGAGAAGCCAAAAUGUACCUAUAAGCGGUCCUCUUUUGCAAGAGAAAGCUAAUCAUUUUGCCAGACAGCUUGGGAAAAUAGACUUUAAAUGUUCAGAAAGCUGGAUUUACAGAUUUAGACAACGUCAUGAUAUAGUGGUCGGUAAAGUUUGUGGAGAAGCCGCUAGUGUAUCGCAAAACGACUGUGAUAAUUGGUUGAGAACAGUUUUAAAAAAAUUAACUGAAGGAUAUACCGACAGUCAAAUAUGGAACGCUGAUGAGACAGGAUUAUUUUUUAAAUUGACUCCCGAUAGAACGCUAAAAUUCAAAGGAGAAAAAUGUACAGGAGGGAAACUAUCAAAAGAUAGAAUAACGGUGCUUGUUGCUUCAAGUAUGGAAGGUGAAAAACGUAAAUUGCUGGUUACGAAGCCAACAAAAAGGCGUGGAUGA